Molecule: messenger RNA, 2140 nt
Organism: Sesamum indicum (sesame)
Lineage: Eukaryota; Viridiplantae; Streptophyta; Magnoliopsida; Lamiales; Pedaliaceae
Product: Homeodomain-like superfamily protein
Source: RefSeq, a predicted model, not a curated record
CAUAAGCGGGCAACUUUAUUGAGCCUCGGGCCUUUAGUGUAGAGGAAGUCCCUCCAACAAAAUGAAGUUCGAAUAAACACAUCUUCCCCCCGUCGCCUUGCUGCGUUCUUUUUUCGUCAAGCAGAACAUCUGUUUGAGGAAAUGCGUGACAGAAAAUGCGGAAACAAUGAAGAACAUAAACCCAUCAAUGCUCUUAGAAGAUCCCCCAGAUUUCUUCACAAAAAUCAAGCGGGCUUCGAAAAUCCAGGGACUCCAGUGCCUGCCCCGAGAAGAUUCCGGGCUCCUGAUUUCUUCUCUACACCUAUCGUCUCCUCAUUUGCCAAAAACCAGAAAGAGGGGGAUGGAAUUUCGCGGAAGGGAAAGCGAAAUGGGAGCGAGUCGAAAAGUUUGAGGAAACCUAUCGAAGGGUCUAGGAGGUCUGCAAGAUUGGACAGCCGAGCCAACUUGAGCAGCCCGGAUUUGCAGAAACAAUGUGUAAUGGAGAAGGCGAUGAGAAGGAGUUUGGUUUGUGGUCUUAAAUCUGCAAAUAGUCAGCUUCAUAAGUGCGAUGGAGUUUCAAAGAAUGGAGAUAGAAAAGUUACUGGGUUAGAAAGUUCAGCGAAACCUGGCGCCAAAAGGUCUGGAAGAUUGGAUGGCAGAGCCAAUGUUAGUAAAGCUGAAGAAGUCCUGCAUUUGCAGAAGGAAUAUGUGAUAGAGAGAAGGGUGACCAGAAGUUUCAUUCGCGGAAAUAAAUUUGUAUAUAAUCGGGGCAAUGAGUCGGGUUCUGGGAAGGAUUCUGAAGAGGGAGUAAGGGUUUUACCCAAAGAAGGGAAGGCUAAAGUUGGUAUUGGUUCUUGUAAGCAGAGCCCGGAGAACAUUGAGAAGAGGUUUACUCGUUGCUCUAGUCGAAUAAAAAUCUUCCAGCAGGUUGAGGAAGCUGGCAAUGUGUCGCCUGAAUGUCGGCAUAUUAACAAAAAUUGUGAAAGAAAGAGGCACAUUUGUGAGAAGAGGAAAAGAUAUCAAGUCGAGGAAGAGUGUGAAAUUGUUCAGGGAUGGACCAAAGAGCAAGAACUGGCCCUGCAAAGAGCCUAUUUCACGGCAAAGCCCACACCUCAUUUUUGGAAGAAAGUUGCUAAGAUGGUGCCUGGAAAAUCUGCUGAGGAAUGUUUUGACAGAAUUCAAUCCGAUCUCUUAACCCCAUCUCAGCCUCGAACACGUUCAAGGGCAAAAAAGAACUUAUCACCCCUCUCCUUCUCUGCUAGUAAGUUGCUUAGUCCUGCUGAGGUGAAAACUAAAAGGCUUAGGUCUACCAGGAGGAAGACGCUUCUAGCACAGAAGACCGUAAGACAACUAUUGCAAAAGCAACAAAAUGAAAAUCAAGACUAUGAAACAGAUUUGUUUGCCGUUCUUGAGCCAACAAUGGAUUCGUCUUCACUCAAUUUUCAAGGGGCUACAUUACUUACCUCACCAGUGCCUAACAAAGGAUCUGGCGUUCUUACAAGAUGCAGAGAGACGUCGAGAUUAAAUAGCUCACAAACGGAAGAUUUUGCAAGUCCCCCAGUUUUGAAGCAGAUAAAAAACAAGGCUUUGCAUGAGAAAUACAUAGAUCAGCUACAUUGCAGGGAUGCCAAGAGAAAGGCAGAAUCAUUAAGGAAUGCUAAAUGCAUUCAGGACAAAAAGUCCACUGAUUUGAAAGUGAAUUCUGUGAAAGUUGCCAAAGAUGCUCUGGUUUUGGAUGCACAAGAUGCUAUCCAUCAGCUUCGAAGCCUACAGGCCAGCACAAAUGAUAACCUUGAUGACGAUGACACCAUUAGUCGUAGCAACGAGGAUGAAGAUGAAGAUGAACUCUGCUAAAUCUCUCCUUUUGGUUUUAUUAGUAUUACAUUCGUAAAAUCUAUAACUGGAAUUCUCCCAUUUGAAGCAAUCAAUCUUCAGGUAGGGAAAUAAAGGCAUUUGUUUUUGGUUUGUUUUCAAAACCUCAAAAGCUGAAUUGCUGACCAGCGCUUUACUCCUUCCCAACUGAAGGGAGACUGGUACGACAGUUGAACCCUGUGAUUCAUCGGGCAAAUAAUCCCAUGUAAUAUCCCAUGUGUGUUGGAUAUAACAUUUACCAACAUAUUUAGAAUUGAACAAAAAGAACAGAAAUUAUCGACACGUAUGG